AUGUACACUCCUAACCGUCAUAAAGACGCUGCGAGUAUCGUUUCCCCGGUGCGACAGGCUGAAUUGUGCACAACCACCGACGCUUCCGAGAUUCCCCGGCGACUGCUAGGGUACUCUGGCCGUGGUGGCCAGCUCGGCCGGUCCAAGGUCAAGCCGGCCGAGGGAAAUUUCGAUCAGGUUUUGCGGCGUAGACAGUACGUGUGGUGA
Akanthomyces muscarius is the source of this 207-nucleotide messenger RNA. RefSeq lists its product as uncharacterized. The record is from RefSeq and is a predicted model, not a curated record. The coding region runs from base 1 to 207 and encodes 68 amino acids. NCBI's taxonomy places the organism in Eukaryota, Fungi, Ascomycota, Sordariomycetes, Hypocreales, Cordycipitaceae. The transcript is spliced from 4 exons.